CUGGCGCUGCUGUUGAUGAAGUGUUGGUUGACUAAAAUUUUGCUUUUACGUGUUUUUGUAUCAAUCAUUGUUUGUCCAGACUUCUAAAAGUGUUUUACAUUCUGAAUAAGGCAAAGUACUAUCUCUAAAUAAAAAAGCUAUUUUGAGAAAAUGGAGAAACCCGCCGUCACAGACCAACCACCCCCAUAUUCAGCUGUAAAUCCAGGUCCACCACCAAACAUGGGCAAUGCGCCUCCCCCACCGCCUCCAGGCUACCCGACCUACGGCCCGCCUCCCCCACCACCCGGGUACAUGCCCAACUACGGGGCUACCAGCAUAAUCAUACAACCACCUAUCAUAGCAGUAGGUGCCUGCCCUGCUUGUCGGGUUGGCAUUCUUGAAGACGACUUCACAUGUCUGGGUAUAUUGUGUGCCAUCUUCUUUUUCCCAAUAGGAAUUCUAUGCUGUCUCGCUCUCAAAAACAGAAGAUGCUCCAACUGUGGUGCCAUGUUUGGCUGAGGAUGAUGUUAGACUAGUGAACAUUGGAUUGGAAACUGAUUUUGACAAAUAUUUGAAGAUUUAUCUUUUUUGGGUUAGUAACAUUAGUUGUAACAAUUUUGAUUCUUGGUUCCUUUUUCAUCAUCAGACUAGUAAAUAGUGUGAAAAUUUAGUAAAAAAAACUAUUCAUAGAAACAUAAAAAUCAAUUUCAAGAGUUACCAUUACAUUUACCAUGUUACUACCCCCAAAAACAAAUGGCCAAAUGUUGAUUCUCUAUUUCAUAUAGGUAACUCAUUAUCAAAUUUCUUUUUAAUUUUAUCUGGUAAAAUUUUCAUAGAAAAUUCUAAGAAAUAUCUAAAAGAAAGGAAAGAUGAUGUAAUGAUUAUUUAGACAAAAUUAAUAUAAAAAACGGAAGAUCAUUAUUUCGAUAUAAAAUUAUAAUUACAAUGAUAGCCUUUCGUGCUAUUUCAAAACAUAUGUGAAUUAUUUUGAAACAUCAAUUUUUACUAUCUACAUUUAUAUAUUUUCUACAUUCCACAUUAAAAGUUUUGACAAUAUAUAGUGAUACAGAAAAAUGUUAUCACUAAAGAUAUUUAUUGAUACAAAUCCUGAAUUAACACAAUCAUAUAAUUAUAUUUUAUGUAUAACUUAACUGAUUGUUUUAUAAAGCUCAAAGCUCAAUUAAUAGUUAUCAAAAUAUGAAUUUAUUUGUACGAAUUUAGAUUUUCAAGUGGCUAUGACCGAAAGCAGAUGUGAACGGAUACAUUUGAAUUAUACACAUUAAAUAAACCACUAACAUGUGUAAUUCAAAUUUAUCCUUUAGCUAAAUAGAGAAAGAAAUAAAUACUUUGACAAAUGUUAUGUACAUCAAACUUUAUUAAUUAGUAUAGUUACCCUUUAUAAUGUCAAGCAUAAAAACAU
Molecule: messenger RNA, 1399 nt
Organism: Plodia interpunctella (Indianmeal moth)
Lineage: Eukaryota; Metazoa; Arthropoda; Insecta; Lepidoptera; Pyralidae
Product: membrane protein BRI3-like
Exons: 2
Coding region: 151-498 (115 amino acids)
Source: RefSeq, a predicted model, not a curated record